AUGCAAGAGUGUGAGAUAGGGUUCUUUGGAAUCUUAUUUUCAUUUAUUGUCAUUGAGACCAACCUCAGCGGAGCCCAAUCUAGAAGAUGCUUCUGCCCUACUGUUAUUCUUGAUAUGCAGUUAUCUGCAAUCAUGUCUAGUUUUGUUACUGGUAACCGAGCUGAUGAAGAGACGAUUGAUCGGUUGAUAGAGACUGGAAAUAGCAAACAAAUAUUCCAGAAAGCCAUUCAGGAACAAGGGCAUGGCCAGUUAAAAUCAUUUCCUUCUGAUUGCAGGAGGCCGGAAGAGAGAGAGAGAGACGGCGGGCGAGGGGCAAGGGGGGGCGGCCGGAAAGAGAGAGUCUAUGGAAAAAGGGAGAAAGAGAGAAGGGGGAGGGGGGCCGCAGGCGUCAGGGGGGGCGGCCGCCCCCCUUGCCCCCCCUCUCCCUCCGGCCCUGCCCUUGCAGAAAUCCAGGAGCGGCAUGAUGCUGUUAAAGAAAUAGAGAGAAAGCUUCUCGAGCUUCAGCAGAUUUUUGUUGACAUGGCUGUGUUGGUUGAGGCACAAGGUGACAUGCUGGAUAACAUUGAAUCUCAGGUUUCUAGUGCUGUGAACUAUGUACAGACCGGUUCAGCUGCUCUUCAGAAAGCAAAGAAACUACGGAAGAACUCGUGCAAGUGGAUGUGCAUAGCCAUAUUUAUCCUACUGGCAAUAGUUGUCAUCAUUGUUGUUGCUGUGCUUAAACCAUGGAGCAAGAAUUGAUAGGAUGUGUUCUGUGUAACUUACCGUGGUCGAAUAUGUCUGUGGCACUGUUUCAUACUCGAGUUCAAAUUGUUCUAUUUUUU
Dioscorea cayenensis subsp. rotundata (Guinea yam) is the source of this 821-nucleotide messenger RNA. Its product is annotated as syntaxin-132-like. The record is from RefSeq and is a predicted model, not a curated record. Gene Ontology annotation, cellular component: endomembrane system; SNARE complex; plasma membrane. Gene Ontology annotation, biological process: exocytosis; vesicle fusion; intracellular protein transport. The transcript is spliced from 8 exons. Bases 1 to 738 code for a protein of 245 amino acids. Gene Ontology annotation, molecular function: SNAP receptor activity; SNARE binding. NCBI's taxonomy places the organism in Eukaryota, Viridiplantae, Streptophyta, Magnoliopsida, Dioscoreales, Dioscoreaceae.